AUAACUUAUACUUGCCCUAGUAGCCAGUGUGCUAAUUAAGUUAGGGUUAUAUUGUAUAUAUCUUCUACAAAUAAUAAUAAUAAUAAUUUAUAACUAAUACGAUUACAUUGAUGCUUUCUUUCGAUUUUUUCUGAAAUAAGCUACAGAGAACGUUAAAUACAUUAACGUUCUCUGUAAGCUAUCUCGUUUCCGAACACUUUCAACGCGUUUGUUUUGAUUUUGUCAUUCUCGACCGGAUCAUUAUUUUGUUUACAUAUUUGGCGGUAAAAUUGCGUCGAUCAGCUGCAUUCUGCAUUCCAAUAGUAAAAGUGUAUUUAUUUAAAUUACAAUGGAGCCCAGUGUUAUUGAAUUUAUUGGCGAGAAGUCAACCAUAGGUAUUGUGCCCAACUUUUCAUUUGAUCCUUUGCAUUUGAUAUCGGGUAGCGUGGGACCAUUCCGUGCUGGUCUCCCGGUGCACGUGCCACUCUGGCUCGGCAUACAUCUACGCAAACAACAAAAAUGCCGUAUUGUGCCACCUGAAUGGAUGGAUAUGGAGCUGUUGGAGGAAAUCAAGGAAGCGGAAAAGAAAUCAAAGUUCUUCACAAAGAUGCCGAGUGAACAUUAUAUGGUGGAGGCACAGCUGAUUAUGAGUACAGCACCCGACGAUGUGCCACGAUGUGAAGAGCUGCGAACGAUUAUCAAAGAUAUAUUUGAUAUACGUGAAUCUAAAUUACGCACUUCCAUUGACGCAUUCAUCAAAGGCGAAGGCACAUAUGCCAAGUUGGAUAACUUAACACUGUUGGAAAUACAUACCGUACGUCCAAUUCUGCCGCAUUCAUUGGAUCAUAUUGCGCGUUACCAACGAACAGCAAUGGCAACUCAACGCGAUACGUCCUCACUAGGAUUGAGUAAUUCGAUGAACACAAUAAUACUGUCGCGAAGGGACUUUUAUUUGGGUUUAAUUUUGGCUUAGCUUCGUUAAUCAAUCACGGUACUUUUCGGUCUGGCAGCCUUGCUACAAAUGCAAAUCAGCUGUUUCGUUCAUCGGACUUUGAUGACGUUUUGCGUUGAUGCAAU
Molecule: messenger RNA, 1056 nt
Organism: Anastrepha obliqua
Lineage: Eukaryota; Metazoa; Arthropoda; Insecta; Diptera; Tephritidae
Gene: Psf2
Product: probable DNA replication complex GINS protein PSF2
Exons: 3
Coding region: 329-952 (207 amino acids)
Biological process (GO): double-strand break repair via break-induced replication; DNA replication
Cellular component (GO): nucleus; GINS complex
Source: RefSeq, a predicted model, not a curated record